UGUCGAAACUUGCUGAAUACGUUUCACAAGAGAGGUGAAAAGGUUAUCGUAACUAAUUUAUUACGAGUGACUGAUAGAAAAUCCGGAAUUGUGUUGUAUCGUUGGUUUAGUCGACGUAUUCACUCGAUUGUGAGACUCUUCAACGUAUUAAAAUAUUAAAACAUUCCAAAAGAUUUCUAAGUGGCUCGAGAAAUUAUCAAACCAAACGAAUCAAAUACUCUUCGCAUGUUUUAAAACAUUUGAUACAGUAUUAAACAAGGAUGGACGUUAAGAUUUUAGACGGUGGCUUCUCUGGUCAGCUGUCCACCCACGUAGGUGCGAAAAUUGACGGCGAUCCGUUGUGGACAUCGAGAUUUUUAGCUACAAACCCUGACGCGGUAUAUGCUACUCAUUUAGACUUUUUGCGAGCCGGGGCAGAUAUUAUUGAAACGAACACGUAUCAAGUUUCGGUCUCGGAUUUAAUGAAAUACUUGUCUAUCACCAAAGAAGACGGUAUAAAUCUAUUGCAAGAUGCUGUUAGGCUUGCCAAGAAGGCAGUCAACGAUUAUAUGAAAGAGAUAAAGGGAAAUGACAACGUGGGAAACAGGAAUCCAAUAAUCGCUGGUUCUUGCGGACCGUAUGGUUCCAGCUUGCAUGAUGGUUCAGAAUAUAAUGGAUCUUAUGGAAAGAGCACACCGCGUGAAACCAUGAUUGAAUGGCACAAGUCAAGGAUAGACAGUUUUAUAGGAGCUGGCAUCGAUCUCCUAGCACUGGAAACUAUCCCUUGCUACCAAGAAGCAGAAAUGAUAGUCAAACUCUUACGUGAAUAUCCAAAUGUCAAGGCAUGGCUCUCGUUCUCCUGCGAAAGGAACAGCCGAAAUCUAGCUGAUGGCAGCAAUUUCCAAGAAGUCAUUUCACGUUGCUAUAAGAUGGCCUUGCCAGGACAAAUAAUUGCUGUUGGUGUCAACUGCCUCCCACCGAAAGAUGUGACUGGCCUUUUGAAGGAUAUCAAUAAGGGCUCAGGCAGCGAAUUUUUACCACUGAUAGCAUAUCCGAAUAGCUGUGAACUCUAUUCGCCAGGCAUAGGAUGGAUAGAAGAUAAAAAUUGUCCACCGUUCGAAAGCUUCAUUCCAGAAUGGCUGGAACUUGGAGUGAGGUAUCUCGGAGGCUGCUGCAGGAUGUAUGCGGAUAACAUAAGAUCAGUCAGGAAGGAAGUGUAUAAUUAUAGACAGAGAAAGGGGAUUUAAUUUAUUUAAGCUACUUUGCGUAUAAGAAUUCCGCUAUCGUAAUCUUAAAUUCGUUCGAUGGAAGAUAUCGAUAGAUGUUGACUAAAACUUAUCGGAACAG
Molecule: messenger RNA, 1326 nt
Organism: Ceratina calcarata
Lineage: Eukaryota; Metazoa; Arthropoda; Insecta; Hymenoptera; Apidae
Product: selenocysteine Se-methyltransferase
Exons: 2
Coding region: 261-1226 (321 amino acids)
Biological process (GO): S-methylmethionine cycle
Molecular function (GO): S-adenosylmethionine-homocysteine S-methyltransferase activity; zinc ion binding
Source: RefSeq, a predicted model, not a curated record